This is a messenger RNA of Trichoderma gamsii, 1170 nucleotides long. RefSeq lists its product as hypothetical. The transcript has a single exon. The record is from RefSeq and is a predicted model, not a curated record. Bases 1 to 1170 code for a protein of 389 amino acids. Lineage: Eukaryota; Fungi; Ascomycota; Sordariomycetes; Hypocreales; Hypocreaceae.
AUGCUCUAUCCAACUGUCUUGACCUUGGCCGUGGCUGGUCUUGCUGCCGCCUGGCCUUUGGCUGACCAUGUCCCUGCUGGUCCCACCUGUUUCCCGAUCACCUUUUACGUCGACGCGAGUGCGCAGAAUGUUGUUAUCACCAAUCCCCCAUCUGAGCAUAAUGCCACGGCUAUUUACGACUUUAUGCUUUCGACUGUCUCUACGGGUAGUCAGGCGAUCUCGGGUACCAAAACUGUAUCUGGUGGCUUCGUGAUUGAGGGCACCUACUGCAUACCUCCCCCUACGGUUAAAGAUGUCGGAGCUCUACAGUUUCUUGUUCACGGUGUCACAUAUAACAAGACUGUCUGGGCCGGAUUGGGCAUUUCUGAGAGGUAUAGCUGGCAUGACUACGCUACCAGUGCUGGUUAUCAUACUCUGGCUAUCGAUUCUCUUGGCCACGGUCAAAAUCCUCAACAUCCUGAUCCUUUGAACGUGGUUCAGGGCCCCCUCCAUGUUGAAAUUAUGCAUCAGAUCAUCAGUCGCAUUCGAAGUGGUCUCGUCGAAGAACUUUUUCAUGCCAGAAAGACCAUCAUCUACGUCGGCCACUCCUAUGGAUCCGGUCUCGGAAAUCUCCUCUCUGUGAAGCACCCCGAGGAUAUUGACGCCUAUGUCCUAACUGGCUUCUCUGCGACUUUGACACCACCAUCGUCUUUCUUUAGCGAUCUUUUCUCCGCAGCAGAUGUUUUAGACCGGUUCGAAAACUAUCCUUCGGGCUACCUCACAGGCCGCACUAUCGACGGCCGCAGAGCUGUCUUUUACGCUGGAUCCUAUGACCAUUCUAUUGUCCCCCGCGAUUUCGCCGGGCGAGACAUUGUCUCAGUGGAGGAGUUCUUUUCCCCUGGUCUCUUCACUGUGGCCUCCAAUUAUACUGGCCCUGUGUUUGUCGCGACGGGAGAUCUUGACAAAUUUUACUGUGCCGGAGGCCCUCUUCAAUGCCAAAAGAUUUUAGAUAGCACAAAGACGCAGAACUUCCCACUCUCAACAAACUAUGGGACGUACAUGGCGCCAAACACAGGCCACUGCCUAUCGCUUCACUAUUCGGUGGCAGAGACCGCUGCAGCCAUCAAUGCUUGGCUGACCAAUGUUCUCGAGUCUCUCUCACGAGCUGGCCAUCGCUCACCGCAAUCCUGA